CCGUCCUUACUUCACCAAUUGCUCCAGUGAUAAAUUUGUGACAGCAGAUAGAGGAACGCGAACUAAGACUGUUAAUUGGACAGAGCCACAGGCGAAAGAUGCCACAGGCGGAACUGUAAUUAUAAGUAGAGUGAAGAAAAUAUCGACCCAGGAACCAGGAGACACCUUCCAGGGCAAGACUUUAAUAAGUUACACAGCCCAGGACGCUAUCGGAAACAUGGCAACAUGCUCCUUUACCAUUACCGUAACAGUCUCCCAAUGCUCAUUCAGUGAAACAUAUGGAGUGAUUAGACACUGUGACUAUUACGACAUAAGAUACGGAACCCGAUGUGAAUUUAAUUGUUACCAUGGUUACUUUCUUAAUGGUUCAAAACAUCUCGAAUGUCAGAGUAACGGGACAUGGAAUGGAGAUUUCCCCACCUGUGAAGAGAUCCAAUGUCCAUCACUUCCUCAUAGAAACGACGGGUCUAAUUACACGUGUACUAAUGGGAAACGAUACGGAAGUGAAUGUUCAGUAAUAUGUCCCCCCGGGUUUGACAUUCCUUCGGGACAAGGAAGGGUCAAACUUUGCAGAAAAAAUGGAAGUUGGCUAGGUUCAAUCCCACCAUGUGAAGACAUUCUAAUGCCAGAAAUAAAAAACUGCACCCCUUUUGCCUACGGAACAGCAGAUGAAAAUUCUACAAUAGGAGAGAUAUACUGGGACGAGCCAUACGUGUACGACAAUGCUGACAAGAGCAUUGUUUUACAAAAGAAUGGCACCAUUUCACCCAGAGACAAGAUUGAGGCAGGGACACACUAUGUAAAAUACACAGCUGUAGAUGAGACAGGCAACACGGCUAGACCAUGUACUGUGACACUGUCUAUGAGAGUGUUAACUUGCAGACGACUCUAUGGUAAUAAUUUCCUGUCUGUGAAUUGUCCUUGGGGAUAUCAAUAUGGUGCGAGGUGUUAUUUUUCAUGCAAAUUAGGAUCUGUUUUGGAUGGUCCUAACAUCACAAACUGUGUCAAGAGUGUGGAUGGAAAGUAUGCCUACUGGGAUUGGGGAAAAAGACAGCCCAAAUGUGAAGUUCACAGAAGUUGUGCUGUUAGUCCUUCUGCACCACAAAAUGGUGCUGUUGCCUGUGAUUCGUGGUUGGAUGGAAAGUUUUGCCAGGUUCAGUGUCAGCAGGGGUAUGACUUUAAGCCUGGAUACCCUUUCUAUGAGAUGUUGGUUUGUGGAGACAGUGGAAAGGAUCGUGGAAGUUGGGUACCAGAGAACGCCCUUCCUAUACCAGAUUGUUCAAAGACAUACAAUGUAACUUCUGCGAAAUUUAAGAUGUAUUCAUCAUUUUAUUAUGAUGGAAACUGCAAGGAUCCAGUCGUGCAGGAGAUAAUUCGAAAAAAUUACAUCGACUCCCUGUCCUCUUCCAAUCUCACAGACGCUUGUCUGCAAUACAAUAGUCGGUGCAGAAUAGCAAGUGUCACGAUAACGUGUGGUGAUUCAGGCAGGAGGAGAUCUGCAGAUAUGAAAAUGGAAAUUGUUGCUGAUUUUGUCAUAGAAUCGGAUGAAUCCGAAACAACGCCGGAUUUUGUAAACAUUCAGAGUAGUAUGAUGGAAACAUUAAGAAACAAGAGUGUAAACGGAAGUCUGGUGAUAACAUUAGACAAUAACGUGACUUUGACAUCCAAGAAUCUCUCUGCAGAGAAGGUCUCAUAUGAGUGUCCGAAUAACACAUUCCCCUCGGACACAACUGCUUCCUGUUUGGAAUGUCCAGCAGGUACACACUAUAGCGUAACCCUUCAGACCUGUCUGCAGUGUAAUAAGGGUCACUACCAGUCAUUUCCGGGAAAACCCUCGUGUGAUCAAUGUCCUGAAGGGACCACUACGACACAAGUAGGAGCCAAAUCCAAAGACGAAUGCUUAGAUGCAUGUCCGCCGGGAUACUGGUCUGUGACUGGGGUGAUACCAUGUUCACCUUGUCCCCUUGGGUCCUAUGCAGAAGAGUAUGGUACCUCUGUUUGUACCUCCUGUCCCCCAUCACAAACAACACUGGUUCAGGGCAGCAGUGAAGCCACUGAUUGUACCUAUUUCGACAUUUUCCUCGGCUCUUCCGAAUCACAGGCUAUUGUUAACAUAGAUAUGACUCGUGUAGAAGACGCAGUCAUUCUCAGUGCAUGGCUCCGAUUUCCUAUCGGCUUUGAAAAGAUAUCAACUCCAUCAAUGUUCUUUCAGAAUGGCGAUAUCUGGUCUAAAGAAAUAUUGAUAGAGCCUAAAACAAAUGAACCAAGUGAUAAUUCAUCCAUUACCAUUGAUGAUGGAGAAUGGAACUUUAUUGUGUUCUCAAUACAGAUAGAGACGUUCAAUGUGUCUUCCAUUUAUGAAAACACUUCAUUCAGUUUAAGGUUAACAGGUCCACUUAUUGUAUCUCAACUGAAUAUUUGGUCCUCAAACCACACCAAAGAAGAGGUAGAUAACCAAUUUAAUCGUUGUAUCAUAAGCGAUGAGGGGGACGUGUUGUCCUGGAAAGAAUGGAAACUUUCUUAUCUAGAGGAGAGUACAAUACAGAUACCAAGCAUGUGUGACGAUAUAAACGAAUGUGAUGAGCAUCCAUGCGGGAACAAUACGUGUAUUAACAAGCUUGGUGGGUUUACCUGUGAGUGUAGCCCGGGUUACAGGGGGGAGCGUUGUGAAGAGAAUAUAAACGAGUGCCUGACCAGUAUCUGUCAAAAUAACAGCACAUGUGUGGACGGGGUCAAUGGAUACACAUGUAUAUGUCCACCAAACUACAAAGGAAGAUUCUGUGAAUCUCUUUAUUUAAAUGGUAACUGGGGUAGCUGGGAUGAGUGGUCACAAUGUUCGGAAACCUGUGACAAUGGAAGAAAAUCUCGUCAGAGAUACUGCAACAACCCCGCCCCAUAUAAUGGAGGAAAACCGUGUGCCGGCAACGACACUGAAUUUGCAGAAUGUUUUGUCCAAACAUGUCCAGUUUGUACAAUUUUGGAAGCACCCGUGAACGGUUCCUUAAACUGCAGCGGGACACCAGACACUGGAUUUAAUUGUACCGUUAGCUGUGAUCGUGGAUAUGCUUUUGAUGAAGGUGUUAAGCCGUUUUAUGAGUGUGGACCUAGCACAUUCUUUUUGUGGGACUUUAAGACAGAAGAUAAUCCAAACGGUUACCUUCCAACAUGCAACCCGACGAAGGAAAGUAAGGAAUUGUCAGCUAAUUUUAUUGCAUAUUACGAAGACUUAAUAUGUGACAACAAAAACUAUCUGCAUAUCAGCACUGAAAUAAAAGAGGUAGUCAGUGCCUUUCUUGGAGAAAUUUCCUGCAAUCACAACAAUAUAUGCACAAUUAGUGACGUCAUUGUCUUGAACUGCAAAGAGGAGGCUACACGGAAGAAAAGAGAAGUCGCAGAGACAAAAAUGACUGCUGGGUUUAAAAUCCAGUUCACAUGCUCCUCAGUAGAUCAUGGCUCCGAAGUGUGCGCUAAUGAAAUAGUGAAUGCUAUUGCAAGUUUCAAAGAAUUGUAAUCAAUAGACAAACUUGCUCUUAACAUAAGCGCUGAAAUGUACAUGAUAAAUCUAAAUCAUACAUCAGCCAGGGGGGAAAUUAAGUGUGAUAUAGGAUACAUCAGCUCCGGUGUACACUGCGUACCAUGUGGAGUGGGGAGUUUUUUCAUCAAUGGAGAAUGUAGAAAAUGCGACUAUGGGUUUUAUCAGGAUGAACUUGGACAGACUGAUUGUAAGGAAUGCCCACUUGGUACAACAACGCCCGGGCGAGCAUCAAGGGAACUGGGCAGCUGUUCAGUUGCAACUCAAGUUUACGUUGUAAAGAGCGUUGACGAAUCCAAAACCGGAAUUGUAGUGGGUGUGACCCUCGGAAUCCUUAUACCGAUUGUUGUUUUAGUGAUUUUUCUUUUCUUCAAGUUCAAGACAGUGGAGUUGAAAUUUGAUAAAGUUACUGACCACUUUAAGAAGACUGACAAUCUGCCAGAUGCCUUUAACUUUGGUGAUGAGAAGAUAGAGGGCGUGGCGCUCUGUAAACUGGACGAUAAUGGCGCCCCAAGAAGUGAAUUGAAUCAAUAUGAUAUCAUGUAAAGUCAACUUUCUCCUCACCUUAUUAAAUCAGUGUUUAUUUAUAA
This is a messenger RNA of Saccostrea echinata, 4122 nucleotides long. Its product is annotated as sushi, von Willebrand factor type A, EGF and pentraxin domain-containing protein 1-like. Gene Ontology annotation, molecular function: calcium ion binding. The coding region runs from base 218 to 3511 and encodes 1097 amino acids. The transcript is spliced from 23 exons. NCBI's taxonomy places the organism in Eukaryota, Metazoa, Mollusca, Bivalvia, Ostreida, Ostreidae. The record is from RefSeq and is a predicted model, not a curated record.